AUGUCAGCUUUGAGGUUGUUGCAUUAUUUUCUUAUAUUAGAAGUCAAGCAAGUUGAAGAUGAAAUUUUUAUGUCGCAAAGGAAAUAUGCAAUUGAUUUGCUUAAGAGAUUUAAUAUGCUGAAUUGUAAGACUGCAGCUACCCCCACGAAUUUAAAUGAGAAGUUACAUGUUGAUGAUGGAAUUGAACUAGCUAAUGCAAGCUAUUUUAUAAGAAUGGUUGGUGGCCUAAUUUACUUGACCCAUACAAGACUUGAUAUUGCCUUUUCAGUUGGGGUAAUUUCCAAGUUCAUACACUAUCCUUCAAAGCAUUAUCUUGGAGUUGCAAAAAGAUUCAUAUGUUAUAUAGUUAGUAUUGUUGAUUUUGGAUUGUGGUAUACAAAAGCUGCAGAUUUUAGAUUGUCUGGUUUCAGUGAUAGCGAUUGGGCUGGAUGUUUGGAGGAUAGAAGAAGUACCUCAGGUUAUAUGUUUAAGCUUGGGUCAGCAACUAUUUACUACAGUUCUAAAAAGCAAAGUACAACAGCCUUAUCCUCAUUAGAAGCAGAAUAUGUAGCUGUAACUUUAUCAACAUGUCAAGAAAUUUGGCUAAGGAUUCUUACAGAUUUAUAG
This is a messenger RNA of Manihot esculenta (cassava), 606 nucleotides long. Its product is annotated as secreted RxLR effector protein 161-like. The record is from RefSeq and is a predicted model, not a curated record. Lineage: Eukaryota; Viridiplantae; Streptophyta; Magnoliopsida; Malpighiales; Euphorbiaceae. The transcript has a single exon. The coding region runs from base 1 to 606 and encodes 201 amino acids.